AUGGACCCUUUGUCAAUAAUAGCCAGCAUCGCAGGCAUAGCGUCAGCUGGCGCUCAGCUCUCCAAUACUCUAUUCAGACUUUAUAAGACCGUGAGGAAUGCACCCAAGGAGAUCCAAUCUGUCGCCAUUGAGAUGUCUGGCUUGACUGUGACCCUCGAGCAUUUAUGCGAUAUCAUCAGAACGGGGCAAUCAUAUGCAAAGCCACAGUUUUGCGAUGCUGUUCGACAUGUUGUUAAGAAUAUCCAGGUGACGCAGCAAGAAGUCUCAGAGAUGGCAACUGAUGAGAGCGUCUUGAGGAGGGUUAAGUGGCGCAAGGCUGCGAAGUUGCUGUCGGAUAUCGAUAAACACAAGGUCACAUUGACCCUGCAAAUUACGAUUCUUUCGGCGGCUGUCUUGGUCAAGUCCACCAGCGGCCGUCUACCAAUACAAGAGAAAGUGGAAAACAGAUUCAAGGCCCAAGCCGAGAGCCUUAUCCUGGCUGGUCAAGCUUCGCUCCAGAAUGAUGAAUCAGAGCCAAUUCCAGACCCUCCUCAAGAAAGAGCACCAAGUCCACCAGUUCGCACAAGCAAAAGACUACCAAGUCCCGUGCGUGAGUCUGAGAUCCCUGGACACGUACGGACCGAGGAGCUCUACGGCCAAAACAAGAAUUCUGAAGACAACGCAUUUCUUUCUGCAAGUGAGAAAGAAGAGGUCCAUUCAGCACUUGCGCUAAGUGUAAAGGAUCCAAUACGUCCAGAAAGACGCUAUACCGUUCCUGCGAUCGAUGAUAAAGAUGAAGAACGCAUCUCUUCAGAAGACGAAGUAAGGGUUUACCGACGUCGCAGAAGGUCGGGGUUUGAUCCACUAUCUGGUGGUAGCAUCGCGCAGUUUGGACCUGAUUUCCACCGACGCGGCGAUGCAGCUACGUUUCUUUACAACCUUGUAUUUCUCAACGAGAUACCAGUGAAAGGAGCACCAGAUCAGAGCUCAUAUAUGAGAGACACUGGAAGCGACGAAAAGAUAGAAGUGCGGUACCAACAUCGACAUUCGGAUGAUUCCGAUGACUCUGAACACAAUGGGGGUCGUCGGGAGAGAGUGAGAUUCCGAGACCCCAAGCCUCAAGAACCAGGAAGGAUUGUCAAUCGACUUCUUUUGGCUUGGACAUCACUGAGCGAGAGCGAGGUUGAGAAGGGGAAAGCGGAUAAUCAGCCUGAUAAAAGUAGGGCAUUUGGAGAAAGUGACAGCUCCGACAGUGAAGAGUCGCUUUACGGGCCUGAGGACCCAGAGAAAACCUGGAGAAAAGUAAGUAAUCCAAAAUUACCGGUAGUAACAGCUCGCAAUAGGUUCCUAAGAGAAGAUAUCAAGUACAACAAUCUGCCGGAGUUUGAUCCUCGUGGUCGCAGAAUACUCAGGCCGGCGCGAAGCAGGACACCUACCUUGGGAUAUACGAAUGCACCCCCUCGAAAUAAUGGCCCUUCACCAGCAUCGGAAGAACCAACUAUGCCAUACCAGAAUGGCGGCUACGGCCAACCGUACGGUCAGGCUCGAAAUCCUUAUGCACCGUCUUACAAAUCUCCGGACCAGUCAAACUGGAUGCCUGGUGCAUCAAACCCCUCUCAUAGAUAUCCUUUCCCAUCAUCAUCAGGAGAGACAUAUCCCCCCCCCACCAACUCAACAAAAUCAGCGAGAACAAAGUUCCAAAAACCUAAUUUUGUUGUUCUACCACAAGCAGAUUCUACAGACUCUGAGGCUGGGCCAAUGACUCCCAAGCUUGAUCUCACAUCUGUUAACCUAGGUAUCAUGAGGCAAGGCGAUGAGCCCAUUUGGGACUGUGAUGCAUUCAUGUCUGAGAAAGGAUAUCCAGGGAGAGCGAUCAUGGGAGCGCUUGUUGGCGAUAAAUCUGCUAGAAAUCCUCAUGGAUUGGAUUUGGCACAUACAUUAAUAAGAGGGCAGGGUUUGAAGCUUGUGUAUAUCCGAGGCAACGACCUUGGUGAAACAUGGUUCAUCAAUGAACAGCCCAUCUUCUUGCAGUUCCUGCAUUCUGGGUAUUUACCUCAGUUCUACCCAGCAAAGGAGACUGAUGAGAGAGCCAUGAAGGAAGAUUACUUGGCUAUUGGAGAAGAAUGGGCCAGCUUUGAAGCUCUACAACAGCUUGGAUUAAUUGUUAAGAGACGAGAAGAAGGGCGUGUCCUAUUGGAACCUAGCACGACAUGGGCAAGUAAUCAGCUUCAUAAAGAUUUAGACUUCAUCGCUAACUUAAGCAAGUCCAUGAUUAAAGAGCUUGCUACGACGACACUUCAGCUGAGAAGCAUGCGACAGAGACGCACUUUCACUUCGACUUUCUAUAAGCCUAUAUCUGUGUUUCGACAGAAACAUAGAGUUAAAGUACCCCCACUUAUCGCGACGAUGGAGUCUAAAACUCAAGAUUCUGCUGCUCCAGAUAGACGUGCAACGGUCGAAGAUGAAAGCGAAGUUGACAUCGUCGAGUUGCCGAUCAACGAAGAGCCCAAAAAGACACCAGAAUCAACCGCAGAAGCCCAAAGCGAGACAGGCCCUGUCGCACUUCAACCACAAAUUUCCAUCACCCCACCAUCAACACCACAGCAGACUUCGCCUGACUAUUUGGACACAAGCGAGGUAGCAUCACAUGUUUCUUCAGGGUCGCGCUUGUCUAGGUUUGUGAGGCGUUACAAACUAGGAGGGAAAAAGGACCUGUCUUUACCUCUGCAUCGACAGAGCUCAAAGAUUAGCGGACACGGAAAUGAGAUUACUGAGUGGCAGGAUGAUGAUAAAAGGCCCCUGACACCGACGGACUCGGGUGUCGGAAGCUCUAUUGUCUCGGGGCGAUAA
Fusarium odoratissimum NRRL 54006 is the source of this 2829-nucleotide messenger RNA. RefSeq lists its product as uncharacterized. The record is from RefSeq and is a predicted model, not a curated record. Lineage: Eukaryota; Fungi; Ascomycota; Sordariomycetes; Hypocreales; Nectriaceae. The transcript is spliced from 5 exons. Bases 1 to 2829 code for a protein of 942 amino acids.